AUGUCUUUUGUGGUAUCAGAGCGUUCCCUAACCCUGUCAACUGACAGUCGCAAAGCCGAGGUCAUAAUUGUUGGUGCCGGAGCAGUUGGGUUGCUCACUGCCCUAAAACUUGGCAGAGCAGGAAUAGACACAAUAGUGCUUGAGGCGCACAAUGAUAUCCUCCGAGCACCUCGGGCCAUUGCGUACAUGCCAGUCGUAGUCAAAGAGCUUCGAAAGCUCGGCAUCUAUGACAAGCUGAAGGCCCUCGGUGAAGCCAAUAAUCGGGGCGUGACUUGGAGGCGUCAAUCCGGUGAAGUGUACGCAUAUUUCGAUCCUCAAGAAGAACGCCUCACCCUAGGUCAGGACAGGGUCGCCCUCGCUGUACUCGAGGUCCUGAAGGAAGAAUGUCCGAGUGUUCAGGUGGUCUUUGGCCAGCGCUGUGUUGGACUUGGGCCGGAAGGCGGAGUAACUAAGGUGAUGACUACUGGUGAUGAGGAGGAUCAUAUUUGGGAGGCGAAAUUUGUCGUGGGUUGCGACGGAGCCAACUCAGCCAUUCGUCGCAUGUGUAUGAUCCCUUUUGAAGGCUUCACGUGGAGAAAUUUUCGUUUCACGGCAGCCGAUGUGGACUACGACUUUGUGGGACACUGUGGCUUUCCCCAGGCGAACUUCGUCGUGGACCCUGAGCAAUGGGCCGUCAUUGCUAAGACUGGGAACGGCAACAUCUGGCGUGUUUGCUACGGCGAACGACCUGAACUCUCAAUCGACAAGAAAGAGAUGCUCGAACGUGCUCAUGACCGCAUCAUGGGCUGGCUUAAACCAAUGAACAAGGACUGCGUCUUCGACUAUAAAAUCACGCGUCUCAGUCCAUAUUGGGCUCACCAGAGAUGUGCAGAGACAUACCGCAAGGGGAAUGUGCUUCUCGCUGGCGAUGCUGCACAUAGUAACAACCCUGUUGGGGGUCUGGGACUUACUAGCGGGAUCUUAGACGCUGUUGUUAUUGGCAAUGCUCUCAUCCGCCAUCUUCGAAGGGGGGAGUCAGAUGAGAUCAUCACGAAGGCCACGGAAGCUCGACGGUCAACAUGGCUAAACUUCACCAACCCAGUCUCACAAGCCAAUUUCCGACGCCUGUUUUCCGUGGAAGACCGGGAUGACUCCGAGAGAGAAGCGUUCUUUCAAAAGCUUAAGCAGGGAGAUGAGCAGUUUCUGGCGGAAGCUAGGUCCCAUAGCAACCUUUUGCCAGAUGCCUUCGAGCCAGCCGAGCCAGUACUCCUGCAAGCCCAUAUAUAA
Cladophialophora psammophila CBS 110553 is the source of this 1266-nucleotide messenger RNA. RefSeq lists its product as uncharacterized. The coding region runs from base 1 to 1266 and encodes 421 amino acids. The transcript has 5 exons. NCBI's taxonomy places the organism in Eukaryota, Fungi, Ascomycota, Eurotiomycetes, Chaetothyriales, Herpotrichiellaceae. Gene Ontology annotation, molecular function: FAD binding. The record is from RefSeq and is a predicted model, not a curated record.